Messenger RNA from Blepharisma stoltei, 231 nucleotides. The record is from the annotation of a GenBank genome assembly. NCBI's taxonomy places the organism in Eukaryota, Ciliophora, Heterotrichea, Heterotrichida, Blepharismidae.
AUGAAAAUCAUUUUGUUUUUUCUCUUUCUUUUACAUUUGCUUCAAUGCUUAGCUUUUAUGAAUCAAGUCAACAAAUUUCCAGAGAUUUCGCAUUGAAGAAUUUUCGACCAAGCCAAGCUUCAAAACUUGCCAAAUGCAAAAGUGCAGUGACCUACCCAAGGCUUCUCCAGCAGAACUCUUGCUUAUCAUAUGACUCAUCAGGUAGCUGCAUAUUAUGCUCUGAAGAAAUAG